UUCAAAGACGGCCACACUGAAUACCAUUUCUCGAAAUGAAUGUUUCAAAAUGCUCGUGCAUUUAAAUCGAUUUUUAAAAUCAAACGUCAACGCCAGAAUGCCAUGCUAUUAAGCCCGAUGUUGAGACGGAAACAAUUUGUGAUAUGAGCUAGUGUUUCUACGGUGGCAUAAGUGCGUAAAAAGUCAACAAAAAGGCAUAAGUUUUUCGAGUGAGUGUGCGUGUGGCAAUACACACGUAAUCUGCGUAUGUGUGUGUGUGAACCAGCUCAAGUUUACUACAGCAGCACACAGCAUUAAAAUCAGCAGCAAAUUAAAAAAGUUAGUGAUAAGUGUGAAACUGGUGCAAAAGUCGUGGAAAAAACGCAACGGGCUUGUCUAGCACAGCCCGACAACAACGACGGGAGAAAAGGGCUGCGCAAAAACGUAAACAAAAGCAAGUAGAAAACGGGACAGGAGAAAAAGACAAAAGCAACAGUAAAACCAAAGGAAAGCCAGAGGAAAACAAAGCCACUAAAGCGUAGAACAAGGAGGGGAGCUGAGAAGGGAACGGUAGUGAAGAGAGGAACAGGAACAGGAAGAGACGAAGGUAGAGGAAAAGAGAAUUGCGAAGGAGCAGCCAAGCAAAAGCAGAGGCGCAAAACAGAAAUCAAAAAAUGGACUCGGACAAUGACAAUGAUUUCUGCGAUAAUGUCGAUUCGGGCAACGUUUCCUCGGGCGACGACGGAGAUGACGACUUCGGCAUGGAGGUGGACCUUCCGAGUUCCGCGGAGCGCCAGCUGGACCAAGACGACUACCAAUACAAGGUGCUCACCACCGACGAGAUUGUGCAACACCAGCGGGAGAUCAUCGACGAUGUCAACGUGCUGCUAAAGCUCCCCACACCAAUGACGCGGAUACUGCUGAAUCACUUCAAGUGGGACAAGGAGAAACUCUUUGAGAAGUACUUCGACGAAAACAACGAGGAGUUCUUCAAAUGCGCACACGUCAUAAAUCCUUUCACCAACGCCACCGAAUCGGUCAGACAAAAGACCGCACGAAGUCAGUGCGAAGAGUGUGAAAUAUGCUUUUCUUUGCUGCCGCCAGAUUCCAUGACCGGACUGGAGUGCGGACACCGAUUCUGCAUGAUUUGUUGGCGCGAGUAUCUGACAACGAAAAUCGUGACGGAGGGUCUGGGCCAGACCAUCUCGUGCGCGGCGCACGGCUGUGAUAUCCUGGUGGACGACGUGACCGUCACCAAGCUGGUGCUGGAGCCACGGGUGCGGGUUAAGUACCAGCAGCUGAUCACCAAUAGCUUUGUGGAGUGCAACCAGCUGCUGCGCUGGUGUCCGUCCGUCGACUGCACCUACGCGGUUAAGGUGCCCUGUGCGGAGCCACGUCGCGUCCACUGCAAGUGCGGCCAUGUCUUCUGCUUCGCCUGCGGCGAGAACUGGCACGACCCGGUCAAGUGCUGCUGGCUGAAGAAGUGGAUCAAGAAGUGCGACGACGACUCGGAGACGUCCAACUGGAUCGCGGCCAAUACCAAAGAGUGUCCCAAGUGCAGCGUGACCAUUGAGAAGGAUGGCGGCUGCAACCACAUGGUUUGCAAGAACCAGAACUGCAAGCACGAGUUCUGCUGGGUCUGCCUUGGCUCCUGGGAGCCGCACGGCUCCUCCUGGUACAACUGCAAUCGCUACGACGAGGACGAAGCCAAGACCGCCCGCGAUGCACAGGAGAAGCUGCGUUCCUCGCUGGCCAGAUAUCUUCAUUACUAUAAUCGCUACAUGAACCACAUGCAGUCGAUGAAGUUUGAGAACAAAUUGUAUGCAUCUGUGAAACAGAAAAUGGAGGAGAUGCAGCAGCACAACAUGUCCUGGAUUGAGGUGCAAUUUCUGAAAAAGGCUGUCGACAUACUUUGCCAGUGCCGCCAGACCCUCAUGUACACAUACGUGUUUGCGUAUUACUUGAAGAAGAACAAUCAAUCCAUUAUAUUCGAGGAUAAUCAAAAGGACUUGGAGUCGGCAACCGAGACGUUGUCCGAGUAUUUGGAACGUGAUAUUACAUCCGAGAAUUUGGCUGAUAUUAAACAGAAAGUGCAGGAUAAGUACAGGUAUUGCGAAAAGCGGUGCUCUCUGCUGCUGAAGCACGUGCACGAGGGCUACGAUACGGAUUGGUGGGAGUACACAGAAUGACGAGAGUCAUGGCUGGAUAACUAAGCUAAGCUGAGCGGCAGGCAGUCGAAGUGUAGUUCCCGCUAAACGCCUCCCCACCCAGCAUCCAAACAGCACCAAACACUAUCCCUCAUCCGCAAAACCAAUACCACCCACCCACACAGUAACCGAAGCCGAAGAAGUUGAACAAAAGUUAAGGAUAACGCAGCUGCUACACGGAAAGGCAAAAGGAAAGUAACGCGGAGAUCUUGCAGAAUGUAUCCCAGAUUAGAAAUUGCAAUACGGAAUACGGAAUACGGAAUGAGAAACCAUUUCAAAGCAUUUGCGAAACCACAGAGAGAAGCGCUAUAACAAAUAUAUAAUUACGUAUAUAUUUUUCUUCGUAAUGAUCAUCAUAAUGAGCAUCAGGACACUAAGCAAGACAGAAUCAGAUAGAGACACACACUUGGACACACUCACACAACCAGUCACAAGGAUCAGAAGCAGCAACAGCAUAUAUAUAUAGUAAAUAAUCAACAGUUACAAACUUAUUUGAUGUUAACCGAUUGCAAAGAGAUCUUCAUGUUAUCAAAAACUAAAGAAAAACAAAACAAAACAAAAAACGAAAAGUUAGUGAAUUCAAAGCUCCACGAAUGAAAAACCAGGAAACAAGCCAGCAAUAGAACCUAAACAUAUGUGAAAUAAACAACACAUGUAAGCAAAAACACUUGCCCAGCUUCCUUUCCACCUGCCCAACGUCCUUGGACCCUUCAACGUCCCGUUUCCUACCCUGUUCAGGCUUCAAGUUAGCGUUAAUGUUCUUUAGUUACAAUCUCAGUUCGAUUUUGAAUUUCGAAUUUCUUCCAGUUUGUUAAGCCCCUAUUUAAUUUAAUUGCCUAAUUGCCUAAUUGCCUAUUCCCUUUCUAUUUUCUGUUCAAUAAACAAUUGUGCUUAGCAUACAUAUAUGAUGAAAUGUAAACGUUUCCGAUUUCGCGAUACGAUCGGAGAAGCUUUGUUUUUGUGGUGGGAGCAGAGCUACGCCCCAUUCAUAGUUCGUAAUGGCCCCUCGAAUAUUGUAAAUGUUAAUUGGAGCCGGGUGGAUCCCCAGGUUCAGUGCUCCCAACCGCGCUAACGAUAACCCAAGUGAACUUUGCCUCAGCACAAAUCGGAGAACAUGCCGAUACCCCCGACCCGAAA
Drosophila ficusphila is the source of this 3323-nucleotide messenger RNA. It is a transcript of the gene ari-1, whose product is annotated as E3 ubiquitin-protein ligase ariadne-1. The record is from RefSeq and is a predicted model, not a curated record. The transcript has 8 exons. Lineage: Eukaryota; Metazoa; Arthropoda; Insecta; Diptera; Drosophilidae. The coding region runs from base 654 to 2168 and encodes 504 amino acids. Gene Ontology annotation, molecular function: ubiquitin conjugating enzyme binding; ubiquitin protein ligase activity; zinc ion binding. Gene Ontology annotation, cellular component: ubiquitin ligase complex; cytoplasm; nucleus. Gene Ontology annotation, biological process: protein polyubiquitination; positive regulation of proteasomal ubiquitin-dependent protein catabolic process; ubiquitin-dependent protein catabolic process.